This is a messenger RNA of Enterobius vermicularis (human pinworm), 7017 nucleotides long. The record is from the annotation of a GenBank genome assembly. NCBI's taxonomy places the organism in Eukaryota, Metazoa, Nematoda, Chromadorea, Rhabditida, Oxyuridae.
AUGGCUGAUAAGGAAGAGACGGGGAAUGGCGAGCAGGAUGACGUCUCGUUCUUGAGAACGGGGGACAUUGUUGCAAUGUCUUGUUUGGCUUCGGCGAAUCGGGAAGGCGUAUUGGGUUCUGAACGAGUGUGUCUAUGCACUGAAGGGUUCGGAAAUCGGAUGUGUUCAUUAGAGAAUGUUUCUGACAGGGACUUGCCGCCAGAUAUCGCAAUGUGUAUGUUGUAUAUCGAAAACGCCUUAUCGAUGCGAGCGCUGCAGGAAAUGAUGAGCGCAGAUAACGAACUUAAGGGUACUGGAACAGGUGGGGGGCAUAAAACACUGCUCUAUGGUCAUGCAGUGCAGCUGAAGCACGUUCAGAGCGAGAUGUAUUUAGCGUGCCUCUCAUCUUGUUCUUCAAAUGACAAGUUAGCAUUUGAUGUUGGAGUACAAGAGACUAAUGAAGGUGAAGCCUGUUGGUGGACUAUUCAUCCAGCGUCAAAACAGAGAUCAGAAGGUGAAAAAGUCAGGACUUGUUUUAGCACUGCUUAUGUUGUAGGAUACCUUUUUGGAAAUGAUGUGCUAAGGCUUUUUCAUGGGAACGAUGAGGUGCUAACUAUUCCUGAAAAUUGGAGCGAGCACCCGCAACACAAUGUCGUAAUUUAUGAGGGUGGCUCUGCAGUAGCACAAGCCAGGUCUUUAUGGAGAAUUGAGCUUAUCAGGUUCAAGUAUCAAGGUGCUCUUGUCGGUUGGGAACAACCCUUUCGAAUUCGACAUAUAACUUCGGGCCGGUAUUUGGGGGUUCAAGAGAAUGCUGUUCAGCUUUAUCAUAAGGACAAAGCAGAUUUUGACUUAACCGCAUUUGUCAUGUGUCAAAACAAAGAUCCUAAAAAACAAAUGCUGGAAGAAAAGGAAGAGGAAGGUAUGGGUACAGCAACAAUUAGAUAUGGUGAAACCGAUGCUUUCAUACAGCAUAUCAAAACUCAAUUGUGGUUGUCAUACCAGAUAUCAGAAGUAACUAAAAAGGGAUUGGGAAAGGUUGAGGAAAAGAAAGCCGUAGCAUUAAAGGACGGACAUAUGGAUGAUUGUUAUGCUUUUUUCAUGGCGCUCGAAGAGGAAUCUAAUGCAGCACGAGUUAUUAGAAAAUGUUCUGCAGUACUGAAUCGCUUCCUCAAAGGCAUUGAGGCCUUGCAAAGAGAUGGUGCAGGAGCACAGGAAUGGUCGAAAGUAGACUUAAAAGAGGUUUUAAAACUAAUGGAAGACCUUAUUGAGUACUUCGCACAGCCUGCAGAAUCAGAUGGUUUCUUAAGUUUUGAAGAGAAACAAAAUAGAUUGCGAGCAUUGCGUAGCCGGCAAGACCUUUUUCAGGAAGAAGGCGUACUUAAUAUGAUUUUGGACACAAUUGAUAAAUUUUCACAAAUGGAAGCGUUACCCGACUUUGCUGGCUUGAUAGGUGACAAUAUUCAGGUAAUCUGGGAUGAAAUUUCUACUUAUUUAUACUUACUAGUUGCUGCGAUGAUUAAAGGGAACCAUUACAACUGUGCUCAGUUCGCAUCAGUCCAACGUUUGGCGUGGCUUUUUGGAAGGCUUUCAAACCCCCAGUCAUCUGAAGGCAUUCUGGAUGUGCUUUACUGUGUCCUCACUGAAUCUCCAGAAGCAUUAAACAUGGUAAACGAAGGCCAUAUUAAGUCGGUAAUCUCUCUCCUCGAAAAAGUCGGUCGGGACCCGAAGGUUUUGGAUGUUCUUUCUUCUCUUUGCGAAGGUAACGGCAUGGCCGUACGGAGCAGUCAGAAUACAAUAACGGAACAUCUUUUACCAGGAAAAGACCUUUUGUUACAGACCAAAAUGACAGAUCACCAAAACGUUCAUUUUAGUAUGAUGCCAAAUAUCAUGGUUGGCGUUGUUGAAGGCAGCUCGCAAUAUCGCAAAUGGUAUUUUGAAGCUGAAGUGGAGCAUAUUGAGAAAAUGACUGCUACUGAUCCAUACCUUCGUGUUGGGUGGGGUAAUACGGUUGGAUAUAAACCAUUUCCCGGAUCUGGCGACGGUUGGGGAUGUAACGGCGUUGGGGAUGAUUUUUUUUCAUACGGUUUCGAUGGACAUUCUCUUUACUGCGCCGGGAAAGGUAAGACAGUUGGAACUCGCGUGUUCCAAAAAGGCGAUACAGUUGGUUGUAUUUUGGACUUGAAUGUUCCUGAAAUGCAGUUCAGUUUAAAUGGAAAAGUUUUUUCGGCCUGUUUCAAAGAUUUUAACAUCGAUGGAUUUUUUUUCCCUGUGAUGUCUCUGUCUGCGAAAGUCAGCUGUCGUUUCCUUUUCGGAGGCUCUGAAGGGCGCUUAAAAUACGGACCUCCAGUAGGGUUCAGCCCUGUUGUUGAAGCUGUAAACGGAAAGCUAGCCAUCGCAGAAUGCAUAUCUUUCGGGGAAUUGGCUAAAAGCGUUUACUGUGGACCAACAACAUUGUUGUAUAAUAUGGAACCAUUUGUACCGAAACCUGUAGAUAUAUCAAAUGUUAUCCUACCUCAUUUUGCUAUGGAAGUUCACGAAAGACUUGCAAGAAACUUGCACGAGUUAUGGGCUAUGCGAAAAAUAGAAUUAGGAUGGAGCUUAGGAGAGAAACGCGAUGAGCGAAAUCGUCGCCAUCCUUGCCUAACCAGUUUUGAGCACUUACCAGCCACAGAGAGGACUUACAACAUUAAUUUGGCGAUUGAUACGAUGAAGACUAUUGAUGCUUUGGGAUACCAUAUGAUAUUUGAUAAACCACCUGUCCGAGUCCGACCUAUUCGUUUGCCCCAGAACUAUCAGCAAAGUAAUGGAUAUAAACCAGAACCGCUAGACGCUCAUGAAAUAACAUUGGGUGACGAAGUGAUGCCGUUGGUGGACGCUCUCGCCAAAAAUACUCACAACGUUUGGGCUAAGGAGAAAAUCCGUCGAGGGUGGACUUUUGGCCUGAAUGAGUAUGUUGACAGUACACAAAAGCGUAGCCCUCACCUCGUUCCUUAUGAAAGUGUUGACCCUUUAAUCAAGGAGGCCAAUCGCCAAUCCGCCAUAGAGUUCAUUAAGGCUUUACAGCUUCACAGCAUAUUUCUUGAGCCUCCAGUUCAUGAGCAUGACGAGGGAGCCGAAAAAGAGCUUCAGGCUGUUCGUGCUCCAUCUAGAACAUAUCGCGCGGAAGCGACAUACGCUGUAACUAGUGGAAAGUGGUAUUAUGAGUUUGAAGUUUUAACUCCUGGAUUUAUGAAAAUAGGGUGGAUGGACAUCAGUAGUGGGCCAGAUGUUGACUUAGGCGACGACGAUCGCUCUUACGGGUUUGAUGGAUACCUAGUUAGAAAGUGGCACCAAGGCGCUGAAGCUUACGGAAGGGAAUGGAAAACUGGUGAUAUUAUAGGCAGCUUCUUAGACCUCAAUGAUCGAACUAUCUCGUUCUCCUUGAAUGGCGAAUUACUUCUGGAUCCAUCAGGUUCUGAAAUGGCAUUUGAUAAUGUUAUUGCCGGAGACGGAUUCGUACCUGCGAUGACUUUAACUCAAGGGCAAAAAGCUAAACUGAAUUUUGGACAGGACUCGAAUACUUUAAAGUUUUUCACCACAUGCGGCUUACAAGAAGGAUAUGAGCCGUUUUGCGUAAACAUGUAUCGCCAGAUGCCUAUGUGGUUUGGAAAACAUCUCUCUUUGUUUAACGACUUUGGUCCAAAUUCGUCUUUAGAAGUUUCAAGAAUUCCAGCUACUGGGAACAGUCCUCCGUGUCUGAAACUAACACAGAAAAUCAAUCCUGGUGAAACGGCAACGCAGGAGAAAGCAAAAAUGGAGUACAUAAGACUUUCAAUGCCGGUGCAGUGUAACACAGCUUUUGUUAGAGGGAGGUAUGUUAAAUUAUUAAUUCAUUAUUGCUGCUUCUUUAUUGUCCACCUAAUUUUCGGGUGGCUCUAUGAGAACUUUUCAGAGAGAAAAAAUAAACAUUACAGAGACAAGGAAACUCCUUUACGUUUAAUACGUGAACAUCAACUAAAAAAGGAGGCGGCUCAAACUCCUCCUAAACCAAUAAUAGUACCAAGAGAACCGGAAACAAUAAAGAGUAACAGGAGGUUUGGGAGGUCAAUUCUAUCCGCUUUCAAACAUAGUACUGAUGAAGAUGAGCCGUACCAGAAGUCUCCGUCUUUAAAUGAAGCUUCACUUGAUCGCUUAAGCAGGGAACACGAUAUUGCAGCUGACGAACGCCGUAGCAUUCGAGAAAAAUCUGUCCCUCCGAAAAGGACCGGACUAAUGGCGAGAUUUCAGAGGAAGAAAGAUUCUCUUCCCUCUGAACUAAACAUGUCUGAAGACACAAAUCUUCCACACGCUGCGCGAACUAUUAUUUCAUACGAUGGAAGUUCUGUAGAUAAUGAAGCUCACUCUCCUUCUCUUACACCGGACGGCUACUUUGACAAAGAAGCACGAAGAGAUCCAAAUGGUGUUUUAGUUGACAAUCGGCGACCGUCGCUACUUGCACUGGACUCAACUGCCGUUGUACAAGGCAAUAUACCGGAAGAUGACACUAAAGCAUUAACAGAGCUUGCCGAUCAGGUUUCGUUUUCAGACAUAAACGAGUUUUACUAUGGAGUACGAAUUUUUCCUGGGCAAGAUCCAGCUCAGGUGUGGAUUGGUUGGGUAACUCCAAAGUACCAUUUCUAUUCCAACCAAUUCGCAGUUAACGAGGUGGUGCGAAGAUGUCGUGUAGAGGUUAGAGGGCAGGGAGAAAAUUUGUCCGAAAGUCAUGAAUACCGGAACUGCUAUAUCAUGAAUGCCGCCGAACUUUUGCAAAAAAUUCCUGAUGCUGCAAACACGAAGGUGUCUGGAUUACUAAUAGGAUGUAUUAUUGAUACAAACAUUGGGGAGCUUUCCUUUUUGGCAGCAGGGCAGGAUACUACAGUCAGAUUCAAGCUCGAGGCUGGUGCAAUUUUAUAUCCAUCUGUAUUUGUAACACCAACAAGUUCUGAGGUGCUACAGUUUGAACUAGGAAGGUUAAAGUACACUUUCCCGAUCUCAUCUGUAAUAUUCAAGUCUAUUCGGAAAAGUGUCGUGCCAUACUGUCCGCCUCGCCUUACCGUAGAAACUCUACAUCCUGUUCACUGGGGACGUGUUCCACAGGAGUGCUUGAGAACUACAGCUCUUAAACUAUCAGACGCACGAGGCUGGUCUGUGCUUUGUGAUGAUCCUAUCAGGAUAAUGUCGAUUUAUGUUCCUGAAAAAGGGAUGAGUUAUGAUAUAUUGGAGAUGAUUGAGCAUCCGGACUACCUUGCCUUUCAUAGACAAACUUUAAAUCUUUAUUGCAAACUGGCAGCGCAUGGUAAUCAAAAAGUAGCACAUACUCUGUGCUCCCACGUGAAUGAAGAUCAAAUCGUAUACGCUGUAAAAAGCCAAUACUUAUCCGGUCCCUUACGUCAAGGAUUUUAUGACUUUGUGAUUGGAAUUCAUUUAAAAUCUCAUGUCGACGCUCGACUUUUUGCGAGGCAGGAGUAUGUAGUUCCGUUGGUAAAAGAAUUAGAGGCUAAAAAGUCGUUUUUUGAACCUCAUAUUGAAGACCGGUACCCUCAAAUAUGUGGUGCUACAAUAUCUCUGCGUCCGAUGCUGUGCUCGAGUGAUUUCACAAUUAUUUUAUUGAAUUUCAGUAAAGAAGUUGAUCUAAAUUUGCGCUCACCGUCUUUUAAUUUUCAAUCGCUGAAGGCUCACGUUAUUUAUGCAUUAAGAAAUGCUACUAGGAAUGCGGUUAUGAACUGUCGAGAUCUGAUUGGUGGUAGCAACCUCACUCAUUUUGAGCCUCUCUUAAAAUUAUUUAAUUCCUUGCUAGUGGUAGGCCUCAUCGAAGAUGACGAUUUAAGAGAAGUGUUGAAAUUACUGCAUCCAGCUGCUUUUGAUGAAGAUUACGAGCCUGGUUCCACUCAGAAGGGCUUAACUGAAAUUGAUCUUGCCGAAGGUGUGAAGAUACAACUGGUUGAUAUACUAGAUAAUCUUUGCGACAUUCAGUUGAGACACCGUAUUGAAGCUCUAGUAGCUUUUUCUGAGGGAUUUGUUGGAGAGCUUCAGCAAGAUCAGUGCAGAAGGUAUAUGGAUAUCAAGCAAACUGAUAUGCCUCCAGCAGAGGCAGCCAGACGAACUAAAGAAUUUCGUUGUCCUCCUAGAGAACAAAUGUUUCGUCUGCUAAAAUGCAGAGCUGCUGACGUUAACGAUAAUCUUCUGUUAGAUGACGAAGUUGAAUACGAUCAAUGCCCGAUGGAUGAAGGUCUUCAGAUGGGUCUAAGGGAAUUUUGUCAGUUAUUGGUGGACAAAGUUGGCUGCGUCAAGGAAGGAGAACAUAUAGCUGACCUUGUUCCCAUGGAAGAUGACAAUUCUUGGUUAGACGUAGUGGCACAAUUCUUAAUCAAAGUCCCACCUGCUCCUGCCUUAAUUGACGACAGGACGUUGCGCAAUGGUUCAGAGAAUUUUAGACGAAUGAUUACCGACAUGCUGGGAAAUUGGGCGCUUUCCUCAACUAUCGAAAGCCAUGAGUUGAUUCGGAAAAUGUUUGGUUUGGUACUACGACAAUUUUCUGGUGUUACAGAGCUAAUGAAUGCUAUGGCUCAAACGUAUGUCCUACACGAACGCAACGUGGACGAUGUGAUUGAUUUUAUCGAAUAUCUUGUACAAGUGAGGGAACUUCUCAUGGUCCAAUUUGAGAGCGCUGAGGAAGCAAUUUUAAAGCGCGGACUGUGGUAUUUUUUGCUGAUGAUUAGUAGACUAGUUCGUUCUGGUGUAAUGAAGGUUCUUCGCUUUAUUAUUAUUUUAACUGCUACCUUACAUAAGAAGAAACUUAUGAACAAUCGAAUUUUCUUCCAACAUCCUGACCUAAUGCGCUUAUUGAAUGUUCAUAAAGACAUUAUGUCCAUAAUGAUGAAUAUUUUGACUGCACAGCAAGGCACUGUUGAACACAGUGAACAUGAAAAUGGCGAAGAAGUUACGUCUGUUCAACCGGUUAAGGUUCGUACUGACUCGUUGCAUAAGUUUUCCUCUUUUUCGGUUUUCGGUAGGCCGUAA